Vavraia culicis subsp. floridensis is the source of this 1546-nucleotide messenger RNA. RefSeq lists its product as uncharacterized. Bases 1 to 1317 code for a protein of 438 amino acids. Gene Ontology annotation, biological process: SCF-dependent proteasomal ubiquitin-dependent protein catabolic process. The transcript has a single exon. NCBI's taxonomy places the organism in Eukaryota, Fungi, Microsporidia, Pleistophoridae. Gene Ontology annotation, cellular component: SCF ubiquitin ligase complex. The record is from RefSeq and is a predicted model, not a curated record.
AUGAGCAUACGAGGACCGAGAAGUGCACUAUCAAAGUUUUUAGAGGAGGAAAACAUCAAGGUGGAUGGCAAGAAAGCGAUUAAAGAUAAGAAGAAAGAGGAAAAUUGUGAUGAUAGGGUUGUGGUGGGGCUGAGUGGUGCUGAUGAGUGCAGUUCAACGUUAAAUGGGCAGUCUUUAAAAAAAGUAACUGGUGCCACGAGGACCAAAAGAAUCAGAUAUAGUAGACCUAUUGAGAUUGUCAAUCUGAGACGGGAAGAAACAUUGCGAACCGCUGUUUUACAAAAAGUACACGCAAAUUUAACUGCUUUUAAACUGCAUGACGAGCACAUAGUAGAGUAUUCUAAGUUUCUAUACGAUAAUAGGCUUUUAACGCCACAAAUAUUUGAUGUUUUGGUUGAGUACGCCACAAAAAAGCUCGUGGUGUAUGACUGUUCGAUGAUAGAAGAAUUUGAGCUUCACAAAAAUUUUGAACAUUUAGAGCUGCACUAUUGUGGACAAAUGAAGGACAAAGACAUAGCACAAAUACUCAGUUAUGCCGUUGAUCUGAGGGUUUUAAAAUUGACGGGCGCGUUUUUGCUUGAAAACGUAGAUUUGAUGCCAUAUAUGAGCAAGAAGAAACAAAGAAUGAGCAAGUUGGUAGAAAUUGAUGUCAGCAAUUGCUCAAGGCUCAGAGACAAUUUUAUCACACGGGUCAACCAGCUCAUUCAUCUAGAGUCUCUGAAUAUCAGUUAUUGUUACGGCCUUACCGAUGAGAGCCGAUUGACAAUAAGCCCAAAAAAGAUCAUUGCCGAUGGAACAAAGAUCGGUGAGAGAUUUUUUGGAAUGAACGAACACAUCACUUUAGAGGAGCUAUCGAUAGCUAACUGUCCAGUUCUUUUCGCAAACGGCAAAAAUCACAUAGAUCUGUGCAAAUUUACUCGACUAAGAAAAUUAAACAUUGAAGGAAUAUCAGAAAUAAAACACAUCGGUAUAGACACGGUGGAAGAGCUUAGAGCCGCUAACUGUUUUAGUCUUACGCUUCCACUACACAACAAUUUGCUAAAAGUUCUGGAUAUCUCAAAAAUUAACUAUCCCAGGGACGAGUUGAUGAAAUUGAACCAAUUCAGCAAGCUCGAGUAUUUAAACAUCAGCUUUAACGAAAAUGUUGAUGACGACAUUGUCAUAGGAUAUAUCACAAAUAUGAAGCACAUUAGGAGCGUUGUAGUUUUUGGUUGUUUUGGGCUGACAAAAGAGUUGGGAAGGCUGGCCUGGUCUAUCAAAAAUGACAUAAAAAUAAUCGGAAAUCAUGCUGAGACAAAAUACUUGUUAGAAAAUUGAAAUAAGCAGUAGGUGGUAGUUUUUUACUGUCGUCUUUCUGAUCGCGCGUUCUGUUCGAAAGUGCCGAAUUGUUGUGAGGCAAUUCAAGUGGUACAUUUUAUGUACGUCCUGCUGCACAGGUGGUUAUCUCGGACGGAUAAAGACUGAUUAAACCGUAAAACAUGGCAGUAUUAUUUUAAAUAUCAUAUUUGCAUGCUAGUAUUGAAUAAAUCAUCUUUCUAAGCCAUAA